Messenger RNA from Solenopsis invicta (red fire ant), 1360 nucleotides. RefSeq lists its product as uncharacterized. Gene Ontology annotation, cellular component: plasma membrane. The transcript is spliced from 6 exons. Lineage: Eukaryota; Metazoa; Arthropoda; Insecta; Hymenoptera; Formicidae. Gene Ontology annotation, biological process: detection of chemical stimulus involved in sensory perception of smell; sensory perception of smell. Gene Ontology annotation, molecular function: odorant binding; olfactory receptor activity. The coding region runs from base 101 to 1108 and encodes 335 amino acids. The record is from RefSeq and is a predicted model, not a curated record.
UUAUGACAAGGUAUGUAUUGCAAAUAUUACUGAUAUUUUUUUUAAUUAUUAUUUUAACAAAAUUAUUUGUUAUGCUCAGGUACAACGCUUAUAUCAAGCUAUGGAAAAUCAUUGGAAUACAUUUACAAAUGAAUUUGAAGUGCGUAUUCUUAAAGACUAUUCUAGUCAGUCACGAAAAAUUAUAAUAAUUUAUUCAAUUGUGAUGUAUUUAGCGAUAACAACGUAUAUAAUGCCUUCAUUUACACCAAUAUUACUCGAUAUUAUAUCGCCUUUGAAUGAAUCACGACCGCGAAUCUUCUCAAUGUCAUUCGAAUGGAGAAUAGAUAUGGACAAGUAUUACGUACCGAUAGUUUGUUACAAUACAAUUACACUUGUGACGGGUAUAAUUAUUUGUAUUGGUAUCGACAGUAUGUAUAUCACCCGUAUCUUUCACGCUUGUAGUUUAUUUUCGAUUGUCAGUCAACAAUUGGAGAUGAUGUCAAAACCGGAUAUCAAAAUAAAAAUGAGCCAAUACUGUGGAUGUUACAUAAACGAAAAUGUUAACAGAUACUGCAAGAAUGCAAUAUUUAAAUCGGCUAGCGAGCAUAUGAUAUACCAAGAAUACGUUAUAUGUUUAAAGAAAUAUCAGAUUGCUUUAGAGUUUGUCGAUGUACUGAAUUCACAAUAUCGAACGAUGACAUUAAUCUCGUUGGCAAUUACUUGUAUGAUUUUAAGUUUGGGUGGAAUUCAAUUCGUAUAUGUGUUGGGUCAAUUAGAUAAUGUAAUAAAAAAUGGUGUAGUAAUCUCAGGUAUGUUACUGCAAUUCAUGCUCCUCUGUUAUCCUGGUCAAAAGUUAUUAGAUGAGAGUCAAAAAGUGUUCUACAAAAUAUACGCCGUAGAAUGGUAUGCAUUCCCAUUGAAAUUAAAAUCGCUGUUGAUUAUAACUCUACAGAGAAGUUCUAUAUCUUGCGGUUUAACAGCUGGUAACUUAUUUUCAUUGUCAAUGGUGACAUAUGGUACAGUAAGUACUAGAAUCUUAAAUUUUGUACUUGCGAUGUACAGAAAGCAACUUAUAUUUACCUUCCUGUUCUAUUUAAGAUGGUGCAAGCAGGCAUAUCUUAUUUCAUGACAUUUUUAUCAUUGAAAGAUAGUUAAUUCCACAAACAUUUUAUGGAAUUGUUUUAGUGUCGCUAAACCUUACGUAAUCUUAACGUAAUCUUUGAGACAUAGUAGUCAUUAGUAACUGCUUAGAUUUCGUCUAUCGUUAGCACUUUAAAAUUUACAUUUGCAAUCACAUUUGCACGACUCAGUCUUGCAAUUCAUGUUAAUAAUUGUGAGCGUAAAAGAAGCAUCUGAUCAAUAAAAUAAUAAGGGUAGCAAA